Drosophila hydei is the source of this 656-nucleotide messenger RNA. RefSeq names its product PHD finger-like domain-containing protein 5A (gene Phf5a). Gene Ontology annotation, cellular component: U2 snRNP; precatalytic spliceosome; catalytic step 2 spliceosome. The record is from RefSeq and is a predicted model, not a curated record. NCBI's taxonomy places the organism in Eukaryota, Metazoa, Arthropoda, Insecta, Diptera, Drosophilidae. The transcript has 4 exons. The coding region runs from base 100 to 435 and encodes 111 amino acids. Gene Ontology annotation, biological process: mRNA splicing, via spliceosome.
UGACGGUCACACUGCAAACAACAUUGCGAGCAUCCAUUAUUAAAAAAGCCUAAAUUUUGUAUUUAGCUUGAAUAUAUAUUAAAAUAAAUCUAUUUCAAUAUGGCUAAACAUCAUCCUGAUUUAAUUUUCUGUCGCAAACAGCCUGGCGUGGCUAUUGGCCGGCUUUGCGAAAAGGACGAUGGGAAAUGUGUUAUUUGUGACUCUUAUGUGCGUCCAUGCACUUUGGUGCGCAUCUGUGAUGAGUGCAACUAUGGCUCGUAUCAGGGACGCUGCGUGAUAUGUGGCGGUCCUGGAGUCUCUGAUGCCUACUACUGCAAAUCCUGCACUAUACAAGAGAAGGAUCGCGAUGGCUGUCCCAAGAUCGUCAAUCUAGGCAGCUCAAAGACAGAUUUGUUCUAUGAGCGUAAGAAAUAUGGAUUCAAGCAAAAUUAUUAAAGACUGGGAUGGCGGAAUAAUAUUAAUUGAAGGGAACGAUCAAUUAAAUCUAACAAAAUUCCACAACUAGCUAAAAAGAUGUAAGAUGCUUAUUGAGCCCAUUAUCAGAUGUAGUUAGAUUAUUUCCCGGCUAGUCGAAAGGACUUACAUUUAAUCAAUUGGCAAUCGCAAUUGAUCCCUACUGAUGACUGCUCCACACACAUAUAAAUAUAUCUAUGUUU